This is a messenger RNA of Hipposideros armiger (great roundleaf bat), 1936 nucleotides long. It is a transcript of the gene MUC20, whose product is annotated as mucin 20, cell surface associated. Gene Ontology annotation, biological process: hepatocyte growth factor receptor signaling pathway. NCBI's taxonomy places the organism in Eukaryota, Metazoa, Chordata, Mammalia, Chiroptera, Hipposideridae. The transcript has 4 exons. The record is from RefSeq and is a predicted model, not a curated record. The coding region runs from base 85 to 1656 and encodes 523 amino acids.
CCUGGGUAGAGGAAGCAGGAACAGGUGGCAGUGAGAGGCAGUGGGCAGGUCUCCCGGGCAGCGGUGGCUGGAACCCCAGCUAGGAUGGGUUCACUCUGGGGCCUGGCUCUGACCCUUUUCUUCUGCUGCUGGGAGGCUGGGACCCCCAGGAGCUCUGCAGGCCCUAACACCCUCAGACGAGGCUCUGUGGGGACAAUGAACCACACAGAAGUGCCUGCUGUGACUCUGGGGGUCCACACAAGCUCAGUGGGAAACUCGCAGACCCCUGACCUUGCUAAGACCUCUGUGCCAAGCCACAUGCCUUUGGAAACUCAAACCCUGGGCACCCAGACCUCUGAUAGGACCUCUAUCCCAGUCGGUACCAUCUCAGAGGCAGAGACCAAAGAAACCAAAAUCAAAAUUCCGGUAACAGAGAUCAGGGCCCUCACAAAAAUAACACCUUCCAAGUUCAUGGCUGUGAUGACCAUUCCUAUGGAGACAUCAGCCACAAGUGACAGCCCCUCAGGAACUGGGAUAGCCACAGAUGAAACUCUUAUAGGUAAUGAUCUCUCGGAAGCCAUCUUUGACACCUUUUGUACUGAUGACAGCUCUGAAGAGGCAAAGAGGAUCACAAGUGACACCUUGACAUUGUCUUGCACCUCCGUAGAAACCAGGGCCCUGGCCUUGGAGAGUAACUCGGUUCCAGCCAUCAUCACCUCACAAGCCCUGGCACCUGAAAUCACUGCUCUUUCUAAAACCUUGGUUGCCUGCACCAUCACCGACAUUGAGGGUACCAAUUGCAGUGUUAUAGAAAUUGAAACAACUGCCACCAUCUCUGGGACCUCAGGCCUAGAUCACAGCUCCACAGGAAGAAAGGCCUUGUCCACUCCUGAGACGUCGGUUUUGCCUCACUUCACUGAAGCAAAACCACACCUCACCAGGACCACAACCUCUUCUAAGACCUUGUCAACAGCCAGUGUCACAGACUCAGCCACACCUGGUACCACCAUUGAGACCCCAUUCACUGCCAAUAGCCCCACAGAAGGAGAAACAACAGCAGCCAAGGCCACUACCCCCAGUGGAACUUUGGGGACAGUCAGCAUGAACCCCUUGGAAGAAACCUCAGUCCUCUCUGUUGAGACAACAAGCCACACCGAGGCCUCAGGAGCAGUUACAAUCUCCACAGAGGCUGGGUCAACAGUGGGCAAAGCGACUCCCCCUGCUGGGUCCUCAGCUACGAUCUACAGCCUCUCCGUAGUAGGCACCAUCAAGAACUGCACCCCCUCAGAGACUUCUGCCACAGCAAGCACAACCAGUGGGCCUGUCCCCAUCAGCAGGACUCCUCUUCCCUCUGUCCAUCUGACCAUUGCCAACAGCAGUCAAGAAACAGACAUCACCUUAGCCAAGACCACAGCCUCAGCAAAGACCUCGAAGACAGCCAGCACGGCCGGAGGAAAGCCCCCAACAGCCACGCCAACCACUGCGGGGACAAGUUGGACCACAAAAGUCACUGCAGGUGGGGAUGGAGGCUUCCUCCUCCUGCAACUGAGAGUGGCCUCCCCAGAAGACCUCACUGACCCCAGAGUGUCAGAGAGGCUGAUGCACCAGCUCCGCCAUGAACUGCAUGCGCACAUGCCUCCCAUCCAAGUGUCUCUUCUGCGUGUCAGGAGAGACUAAAGACCAUCGGCUGCAGCCAGGUGUGGCUGUGUGCCAAGCGCGGGACAGUGUUGCCUAUGGCCUGGGACCCACCACAGACUGAAGCCACAUUGCUAUGCCAAGAUGUACCUGGAAGGUUCCCCCGGACGUCAGUUGGCCUAACCCCUUACCCCAGACAUGGCAGCGGGAUCCUGGCUCAUAUAUGCCUGAGUGUAAGCAUAUGGGGAGGGGGGCUUCCCCUGUUCCAGAGAUAUCCUUAGACUUCCCUUGGCACAUGUGUUGUGAUUCAAUAAAGAGUGAC